Messenger RNA from Ceraceosorus guamensis, 2702 nucleotides. RefSeq lists its product as hypothetical. Bases 202 to 2559 code for a protein of 785 amino acids. Gene Ontology annotation, biological process: nuclear pore organization; spindle pole body localization. Gene Ontology annotation, molecular function: protein-macromolecule adaptor activity. Gene Ontology annotation, cellular component: spindle pole body; nuclear pore transmembrane ring. The transcript is spliced from 2 exons. The record is from RefSeq and is a predicted model, not a curated record. Lineage: Eukaryota; Fungi; Basidiomycota; Exobasidiomycetes; Ceraceosorales; Ceraceosoraceae.
GUGACAUCAACAUAUCAACAUCUGCCUCUCUCGUCCGCCGACAUUCGACAAGCAUUCUUUCCAUACCCGAGCGUUCCGCGCAGAAUCUGACACAUUUUGGACGCAGAGCAGCAUUCACUCAUGGCAGAAGAGCUGCAUCACCAGACAGAGGCGUCUUGGUAGCUGGCUUCAAGCAGGUUCUCGCGGAGCUUACCGCCAAGGAUGCUCCCGCCUGCCGCAGCCCCUCUCUCAAGCGGCGUGUCCCGAAAUGGUGCGCUCAAAUCUAAUGCCUACGCGUCCUAUGAGUCGUUGAUCAAGGACGUCCUCCGCAGACGAUUGCUGCGCAUGUACACGCUGCAGCUCGUAGCGACCCACUUCACUCUCUCCGCUCUGCUGGUCACCUCGUCAUCAGGCCUGAUAUCGUUUCUGAGGCCUACGAUCGUCCUGCUCUCAGUGAUCGUUUAUGUGGCUGCAGUCCUGCCACUCUUCGUGCUGCUGAAAUGGAAUUUGAGCCAGCCGGCAACUCAACCCGCACGUUGGAGCUUUCUUGGCUUUUCGCCGCCAUUUGGCAGUCGAGGAGGAUACGCCAUCGAAGCCCUGCGGUCCUCUAGAACACAGACCAAUCUGGGCGCAUACGUCGUGAGCGGCGCAAUUCUUGCCAUCGGACAUGCAACAGCUCUUUGGCUCUACUCGCCAGAGACCUCCUCUGCCUGGUCGCCCUACAUUAUUGUCAAAGUGGGACCUCGAGGUGGACCAUUCAGCACAGUCACCAGACCGAACGAGCGCAUCUUCGCCUUGGUGAGCCUGAAUGCUAUCUUCGGCUUGGUAUAUGCGAUUACAAGGACUGCUCUGCGGCCACGUCGACCUCUGCCACCCUUUGAGACCUCGCCGUUCCACAUCGGUAUUUCUCAACGCGUCUCGACUGCAGUAAAGCGGCGCCUUCUGCCAGCCUUGUUUCUCGGACUGGCAGCUUCUACCGUAGAGUUCUCCAUCUACCUUUUCAUCAGGCGCCCCUUUUUCCGCGCUGUGCUGCGCCUCGUAGGAGCUCAGUCAUCCUUACGACCGCUGCUUAUUCCUUCGUUCGCCACGCCCUUCCUCAGUCAAAGUCCAGGGCUGGCGACCCAGCUCAGCUCGCUGGCAGCAGCAAGCGCCGUUAUCUGGGAACUCGCAUACGUGCUGUGGGAUACCUACUCCAGUCAGCCCGCGAAUGUCUCCGCCUAUGCAAAGGGUCAGGUCAGAUGCUUGAUAGGAGGCCUCGCAGCGCGACGAGGAAACGUAGGCACUCCUUCUCCAACAGCGGUACAGGAGUACUACUCGUAUUUUGCUUUUGCCGAACUCGCACAUCUGUCCAACGUGGAUGAGGUGUGGAGGAGAGCUCUGUGGAAAGACGUUGGCGACGUACCUAGUGGAGCACUGGCAGAUGGAGUCAAUAAUGCAGCCCUAAUUGCUUCCUUGCCAUUGAGCCGCAAGAGCGCCUGGGCAAACAUUGCGACGGAGUGCUUAUCGGUGCUCGAGUCUGAAAGGGAACUCGUCGUCAGGAGAGGCAAGCCCGUCGCUCCUGCUGGAAGCGCGUCUGCUGUGGUCACAACUCCUAGCGCAAAGCCGCGCAUCUCAUCCACGGGAGCAAAGCAUGACGUGCUGGUGCCGGAUCAGACCGUUGUUCGCGCACCCGCUCCAACUCUGUGGGAGAAAUUGAUUUCAGCAUGCAGUAUCAGUCCGACGGCAUCUUCAACUGCUCCAGCCGCCCCUCCUCGGCCCAGCAACACCUCAGCAGGGUCUUCGACGGCUGUGCAGCCUGCAACAUCGCAAAGUAGGGAUCCGAACUUGAAUCAGCUCAUGCACAGACUCGCACCCUCCGCACCCGCCAGCACGCCAGGAGUCCCGCAAAAGUCGAACAGUGCUCAGGAGCAGACUGCAUCUCCAGCCACGCCCAGCCAGCAAGCGAAUCCACUUGCUGCGGCGUUUGCGUCGGUGAUCAAUACAGCGUUCGCAGCCAGCAGGUCGCUCUUCCGCCUCCUGCCAGCCACGCAGAGGGACCUCAUCCUGGGCUACUUGCCGUCGUCCUCUGCAUGGGAAACAUCGAACGUGGUACUAUUGGAUAGCUUGGUCCCUGCAAGUCCAGCCUUAAGUGCUUGGGCAGCACAUGCAGCUACAUCUCUUCUGUCCUUGAGCGUGACGGAAGACGUUUACGGUAGCGUCAGCCUCGCCGGGGCUUCUCACACCAGAGCUGGUUCGGAAGAAGUCAUUGCUGCGUGCGCAGAGCUCCUCAAAGACUUGGAUCAGUGGCAGCGAGAAGCGGAGGCUGAGGCCGUCGCUGCCGACGAGGCAGCGAAUCGGUCGGAGAAGCGUGCUAGUCAAAAAGCAGGGGCAAGUAGCUCAGCCGAGAGCACCUUGCCGGUAGGCCCUAGCGCGCUUGAUCACGCACAGCAACGAGUGGCUCUUGCCUGGUCGAAGAACGCCGCACCACUCCAACAAACCCUUCGAAAUGGCUUGAGACAGGUCUUGAACACCUACGAAGCUCACGGCGUGACAAUCAGCCCGAAGAUGCGGAGUGCUUUUCACCAAGCGCUAGCCACAUAGCAAAAGUGUGGCUGUUCACGUCAAAGAGAACGGAAUGAGCAUGCAAUAAUCGCAGCGAUUUGAAAUACAGUCUAGUAGGACUUGCGAGGCCGAGUAAGGUGUAGGGAAAUGAAGGUGCAGCGCCGCCAGACAAGCGAGCUGGG